Molecule: messenger RNA, 2645 nt
Organism: Aedes albopictus (Asian tiger mosquito)
Lineage: Eukaryota; Metazoa; Arthropoda; Insecta; Diptera; Culicidae
Cellular component (GO): nucleus
Molecular function (GO): DNA binding; exonuclease activity
Source: RefSeq, a predicted model, not a curated record
CCGACGUAAUAAUUAGUAUUGUAGGUGUGUAUGAUGGGGAGCAUACGUGGGUAGUAAAUCUAGCUGUUGGUGCUGACGCGCGCGCGAGAACGGGGAGCUCCACCGCUUAUGCAGCAGCAGCAGCAACACAGACCAUGUGGUUUUCCGCUCACGAGUCACGCACACGCGGUGUGGAUGCACCUUCUGAAAGGAUCUCAAUUUAUGUUGGGAGAGUUUUUUUCUUGGGAUUCUCUCGCGCGGUUGGGGAGAUUCGCUCCCGCCGCUUUUGGUACCGUUAUUAGCCGUGGAAACGGAGCAUUUGUAGGGUUCCGUGGCGCUCACCGCGAGCGGGUUCGACUCGCCGUGAGAUUCAACCGAGCGAAUGGUGUAUAUGGACGUUGCUUUGCGCAAUGCAUGUGCUCAGUCUGUCAGCAGCAUUCGUCGAGGGCAGAAGUGCCUGCUUAUUCGUUGAUGUCAUUCGGUUUAUCCCCCUUCUACUACCGCAGUCGGUCGUCACACCCACUCGUUUUAGUACCAGAAGCGCGCGGUUUUUUUUUUCUCAUUUUCGCGGUAUAUUUCUUCCGCCUUUACGGUUAAGUGCGAUUUAGAUUCUUUUUCGGUUUGCGGCUUGCGGCUCGUAGCGGCCCGAGAGGAAGUGGCGGCUACGGAAUCCAAUUGAAGCAAGCGGCGUCUAAUUUCCAGGGUGAAUAAGCCGCUGGACGUGGAGACCGCAUGGCUUGCUGAGUUCGGUUUUCAUUUUGUCACGGAGCUUCUCCAUGAGGAUAUAAAAAGAGUGCUCAAGCUGGAGAAAGGUCGAAAAACUGUUCAAGCAGCGAGAAAAUGAAGAGUCUAUGUAGUUAAAUAUAGAUUUUCCUCUUCUGAGUGUUGUUCGCGUAACCAGUAAGGAGGAAAAGUGGAAUAAAAAGUAAUCAAUCGAUUUUUAUACGCGGUGGUGAACGGUGCAUGAAACUAGAAGACGACGGAGAGUGAGUGGAUUAAAGCUGAGCUAAAAUUACGCUUGGUGCGAUUGUAGCUGCAGAGUGUUCGUAGCUGCAAUCUGUGGAUGCAGUGUAAAUUCACGACAUUUGCAUUUGGAUUCGAUUCAGAGUGGUGUGGGCACAUGAAAGUAGAAAGUGGAAUCAUUUCCGCAACGGUUAGCCAACCCUCGCUGAAAUAGUUGCACUGAAUUCACAAUUCGACAGACAGGCAAGAAGCGAUGGCAAACAUCGGCCUGCGAUCAAAGCGAAUAUCAAGGAAUAGAUUAGCCAAAACCUGUCGACAAACUAGUAUUCUACAAAAUAAAUUUAAGCAUCAUCAUUGCAAAUCGUUCGACGAACAAAGGAAACGCUAAGAUAUCUGACCGAACUUGGAACCGAGACUGAGUGUAUGAAGGAAGAAGAUAUAAUAAAAGGCUGGAACUGCGCAAACUCCCAAUUCCCUGGACCGACCGAAUCAGGGCAGACCACGUAUCGAGCUUGAUUGCAUGUUUAGUGAAUGAAAUUUCACGGGGAUAUCCACCUAACAGAACAUCAUCUCCGUUUUGCCGUUGCACGUUCCCUCUCUUCUGCUUCGCAUCUCUGAACAGCGAAGGGACGGGAGAGUGGUCCAGAGAGAACGAAAGACGCAGAAGAUACACAAUCACCAAGACAUUCAAGACUACAGCAGCUACCACGAACGAGAGCUUUGCCCACGGAGAAUCUCUUUAGUUAUUUCACAAGCAUUGAAGAAUACAGAACGGGCCACAAGAACCACGUGGUUGACGGUCGUCGUGAGUUGCAACUUGUGUGAGCGGGCGGGCGUUCUGUCGUGUCUGUCGAACCGAGCUGAGAGCGCUACGACAGUUUCGACGGGGGGACACUUGGGCCUCCCGAAAGAAAGUGAAACCCAUCAGCGUCGCGUGAAAGUGUGUCGACGCGCCAACAACAAAGCGGAAUUUCUCUCCGCCAAUACAAUAGCUAACAACAAGCUACCAUCGCGGAGUGUGGACAGUGUGUGAAUCCUAACAAAAGCUCUUCACUUUUGCGGGGAAGAAGAUACGGAAGAGUGUACUGCCGUCGGUGAGUGAUGAUAUAAUCGAAGAAGAGCAUCAUCAUCUCCAGAGACUACACAGUAGUGGCUUAGCUAACCGAAGAAGUAACACGGGCUGACUGUGUACAAAGCCUUAAGAAAUCAAAAGCCUCGGUGUGAAAGUGAACUUCAAGCGGUGAAAUACGGUUGUUUUCAAAUGUGAAAAGUGUUGGCACUCGGUUGAUAGCACAGUGAAACCCCCGUAUCGAGAAACCGAAGCGCGAAAAUGUCCCUGGAACUGGUGUUUUUGGCGGCCGCCGUGGUCGUCGCCGUGUUUGGCUACGUUCUGUUCGUUCGGAUUCGGAUGCGAGAAAAGGAUGACGCAUCCAACCGAAACGAAAAGAACGACGAUCGCAAACAGCAGAAGCAUGGCAGCGGAACGGGCGAACCGGCUGCAGCUGCUUCCGCUGGUAGCGGCGGCGGCAAGCCCAGCCGGAAAACCGCAGCUUCCAACGCGGCGACCAACGUCAAGAAGCAACGCACGGCCGACGCCAACUACCAGCACCCGUGGCUGUACACGACCCUGAAAGGACACACCGGACAGGUCUACGAUAUGGAUUUCUCCCGGAAUGGGAAAUACCUGGCGACAUGUGCAGAAG